CGCAAUGAUCUUAGCAGUUGCUCCCAAAAUGAACAGCUUAAGCCUAAUAGUGAUACUGGUCGUGUUGGUCGGACUGGGGUUGACCCACGACUACCGUAUUCCGAUCAGUAAAAAACAUCGCCGUGGUGAACGAAAUUUUGCGACCAGACCGUACGCAGAAGUUGGACGUCGUCAUCGCACCUAUAAGCGAGGAGUGAACAAGACUCAUCCGUUCGAGCUUGGAAUCGGUUACUACUACCAGAUGGAUAUUAUGCUGAAGCCGGAGGUUGCCCAGAACGCUAUUCCAAACAUCUACACAAACAUUAGAUGGCCGAACGCCAUUGUCCCUUACGUGAUUACUGGAAACUUUUCUGCCACCGAAGUCUCCACCAUCCAGCAGGCAAUGACCCAGUACGCUCAAACAACGUGCGUACGGUUUGUGCCCUACACCAACCAGGCUACCUUCAUCACCAUUGACAACAGUGCAUCCGGAUGCUGGUCGUACGUGGGUCAUAGCACGAACAACAGCUACAACCACGUGAACCUGCAGACCCCGAGUUGCCUGACUACGGGAACCGUCGCCCACGAGCUGAUGCACGCCAUCGGAUUCUACCACGAGUUCACCCGGCCGGAUCGUGACGACUGGGUGACGAUCGACACUGGAGCAUUGGCCACUCAGUAUCAGACAACUGCCUUCUACAACGCAAACUUCGCCAAAAUGUCGGCAGCGCAGGUUGAACUGUACGGAAUUCCGUACUACUACGGUAGCGUGAUGCACUACUCCAAGUGGGGAGGCGCCGUGAACUACAGCAGACCGGUGAUGAACAAUAUUCAACCGUGGACCGGUGACUUUGGAAACAAGACCGGACUGUCGACGCCCGACAUCCUUGCAGUCAACUACAUGUACUGUAACAACACUGUAACAACCACCGCUGCGCCAAUCACUACUACCACAAUUUUGCCAACCACCACAACGACUGCAUCUACAACUACUACUACCACAACUACAACUGCCAAGCCAACCACUACAACAGCAAAGCCCACAACAACGGCAGCACCAACAACGACAACUACAGCGAAGCCUACAACCACAGUGUCGACCACCACCGUGAAGACUACGACCCCGAGGCCGAAUGAUUGGUGUCUUCGGUUCUGAGGAUUUUUCUGAGCCUUCUUCUGAGGAACCUGUUACUUUGUUCUGGCAAAAGGCAAGUUCUGUAGAAACAAAUGCAACAAACGAAUCUUUUUUUGUUUAUAUGAAUAAAAUCUGAAAUAAAAAUAAUAAUAGAAAAUUU
Messenger RNA from Culex pipiens pallens (northern house mosquito), 1274 nucleotides. RefSeq names its product zinc metalloproteinase nas-14-like. The record is from RefSeq and is a predicted model, not a curated record. The coding region runs from base 5 to 1135 and encodes 376 amino acids. The transcript is spliced from 11 exons. NCBI's taxonomy places the organism in Eukaryota, Metazoa, Arthropoda, Insecta, Diptera, Culicidae. Gene Ontology annotation, biological process: proteolysis. Gene Ontology annotation, molecular function: zinc ion binding; metalloendopeptidase activity.